CGCGAGAUAGAGAGGGUGUGACGGAGACUGGCAGAACAACGGGGAAAAUGCAACGAGAUAAAAACGCUCGGCGCCGGCGGGUUGUUGUGUCUAGGGGUGGUAGUAUCCGUACUCUGUUAGAGAUUGCGUGUCACGCAGAAUAGGGGUUGCCAGAGUGGGCGAAGGAGACUGGAGAAAAGAAAAGAAAAAAACUCUAAAAACUUUUAUUUCCCCCCCCUUGUCUUCCCGAGUUUCCCAGCUUGCGCCCGCAGAACGCGACUCAAGGCGCCGCCGACGACGACCGAACACGGAAGAAGAAGAGACGUUUCUCGUCCACGACGGCCGCAACGCCGAAAAAAACGGCGGAAAAUGGUCCAGCUCAACAUCAACCCCUAUUAUCUACUGACAAUCCUCGUUAUCUCGUGCGGGUCUAUUCCCAAGGGCUACGAUGAAGGCGGCUUCAGCGCCGCGACGGGCCUGCCCUCGUUCAAGAACGACUUCGGCCUCGUCGCCAGCGCGUGGAAGGGCAACGAGUCCGGCCUGGCCGACCGCAAGGCCAACAUCUCGUCCUUUGGCGUCCUCGGCGCCGCUUUCGGCUGCCUGGUCGCCCUCGCCGUCAACGACAGGCUCGGCCGGCUGCGGUCCUGGCAGCUGUUCGUCGCCGUGUGGAUGACCGGCAACCUGAUGCAGGUCUUCUCGUCCGGCAUCCUCGGCCUCAUGCUCUUCGCCCGCAUCUGGGGCGGCCUCGGCGCCGGCGGCCUCACCGUCGUCGCCCCUCUGUACCUGUCCGAGAUCGCGCCGGCCAAGUCGCGCGGCAUGGUCGUCAGCAUCUACAUGGUCGUCCUGCUGUCGGUCCUGACCAUCGGCUUUUUCAUCAACUAUGCCGCCAACGCGACCCUGGCCGCGACGCGGAUGCAGUACCGCCUCGUCAUCGCCGUCCCGCUCAUCCCCACGGGCCUGGCGCUCAUCGCGUCCUUCUUCCUCGACGACACCCCGCGCUGGCUCGCGUCCCGGGACCGUGGCGAUGAGGCGCUCGCCGCUCUGGCGAGGCUCCGGCACGCGGACCCGAGCGACCGGGCGCUGACGGCCGAGUACGACGAGAUCCACGAACAGAUCCGCAACCGGAAGCAGAUCCUCGCCGAAUCGUCCACCUGGUCCAUUGCCAAGGAUAUCGCCACCACCCCCACCUACCGCACGCGGUUCCUCCUCGGCGCCGUGAUGCAGACCGUCGCGCAGUGGUCCGGCGGCAACGGCAUCACCUACUACAUCCCCGAGAUCUUCCAGUACGCCGGCGUCGUCGGCGACAACACCUCGCUCGUCACCAGUGGCGCCUACGGCGCCGUCAAGCUCGUCUUCACCAUGGUCUUCACCUGGAGCCUGGUCGACGUCUUCGGCCGCCGCCGCUGCUUCAUCGCCGGCCUGUUCCUGCAGUGCAUCACCCACGUCUACAUGGCCGUCUACAUGAGCGUCUGGGUGGGCGGCGGCAACAAGUCGGCGUCCGACGCCGCCAUCGCCUCCGUCUUCGUCUACGCCGUCGGCUGGUCCAUCGGCCUGUGCACCGUGCAGUACCUGUACGGCACCGAGAUCUACCCGACCCGUAUCCGCAGCGUCUGCUACGCGACCAACAUGACGCUGCACUGGUUCUUCCAGUUCGCCGUCGUGCGCGUGACCCCCAACAUGUUUGUCAGCCUCGACGUCUGGGGCGCCUACGUCUUCUGGGCCUGCAUCUGCGCCGGCGGCCUCGCCAUCCUGGGCCUCUGGGCGCCCGAGACCAAGGGCAUCCCGAUGGAGAGGAUGGAGGAGCUGUUCAGCGGCCCGUGGUGGAUGGGAUGGAGAGCCGGCGUCGACCUGGAGUCGAGCGAGACCACACCCUUUGGGAAGGACGGCUCGACAAGGAAUGAUUCGAAAGAAGGGCCUUUCGCGCCGGACCGGAAGACGGAUGUUUAGUCAGAAUCUGCUGCUACGUGCUUUUUUUUUUCUUCUUCUUCUAUUCCCCUCCAGCUAAAACAAGACAAAUAGUCCUUUUAAUGACCGCAUCUUUCAUGAGACCACA
Colletotrichum navitas is the source of this 2032-nucleotide messenger RNA. RefSeq names its product general substrate transporter. Gene Ontology annotation, molecular function: carbohydrate:proton symporter activity. The record is from RefSeq and is a predicted model, not a curated record. Gene Ontology annotation, cellular component: membrane. Bases 349 to 1926 code for a protein of 525 amino acids. The transcript is spliced from 3 exons. NCBI's taxonomy places the organism in Eukaryota, Fungi, Ascomycota, Sordariomycetes, Glomerellales, Glomerellaceae. Gene Ontology annotation, biological process: transmembrane transport; carbohydrate transport.